This is a messenger RNA of Gavialis gangeticus (Gharial), 2225 nucleotides long. It is a transcript of the gene MPHOSPH10, whose product is annotated as M-phase phosphoprotein 10. Gene Ontology annotation, cellular component: small-subunit processome; nucleus; sno(s)RNA-containing ribonucleoprotein complex. The transcript has 10 exons. NCBI's taxonomy places the organism in Eukaryota, Metazoa, Chordata, Crocodylia, Gavialidae. The coding region runs from base 21 to 1967 and encodes 648 amino acids. The record is from RefSeq and is a predicted model, not a curated record. Gene Ontology annotation, biological process: rRNA processing.
GACUUUCUUUAAAGUUUUGAAUGUGUUUUUUUCCCUUCAGUGUGCAGGACGGGUUGGCUGCAGACUUCAGGUCAUUAACAAAGACUCUUUAUGAUUUGCAUAAAGUGCUAGGGGCAGAUGCAAUCCAUGGGAGUCCCUUAAAAGAACUGGUGAUCGAGAGCUUUGAUGAAGAACAGAUUUGGCAACAGCUUGAGCUCCAGAAUGAUGCAGUUCUGGACUAUUUCAAAAACGAGGUUGCUAGAAAUGUUAAAGACAAAGAUCUUUUCCUUAUCCCAGUCCAAGAAGAAGAUGGUUCGGAUGCAGAGAUGAGUAGUGAGAAGGAAAUGGAACCAGAAGAUGGUAUGGAAGCAGACCAGAUCUUGGAUGAUGCUGAAGAUGAAAGUGAGGUUACAGAAAAGCAAACUAAAUCCAGAACAUUGAAGAGGCAGCAGUACAGUGAUGAGGAUUCGGAUAUUGAUUUUGAUAUUGAUGAGCUAGAGGAAGAAACGAAAAAAUCAAAGAUGACCACUUCGAAAAAAAUGGGGGAAAAAUCCAUAGUGGAUGAUAAAUUUUUCAAGCUGUGGGAGAUGGAAGCCUUUUUGGAUGAUUUAGAGAAGACAGAAAGGCGGGAGAUGGAAGAGGAUGAUGAUGAUGAGAUUAAUUAUUUUGAAGAUAUGUAUUCGGAGGAAGAGGAUGAAGAGGAAUCAAAAAAAGAUAAAAUCAAGCCAGUUAAAAGUUCUAGAGACCUGAAAUAUAAAGAUUUCUUUGAUUCUGUUGAUGGUGGUAAUGAUGAUGACAAUCCAGCUCGUGAUGAUGGUGAUGAUCAGAAUGAGGAAGAUGAGACUGAAGACGACAUUUCUGAGACUGAGGAAGCUAAUGAAAUGGAAGUAACGGAACAGAAUGGGAAAAAUAAAGAAGCUUCUAGAAAAGUCACUUUUAACUUGCCAGAUGACAAUGAAACAGAGGAAGAUACUGAUAUGCUAAAUGCAAAGAGAGAUGAUUCCAUUGCAAUAAAAUCUUCCUUUGAGAAAAGGCAGGAAAAGAUGAGUGAAAAGAUUAAAUCUCUUGAAGAGGAAUUGUUGAAGGAAAAACCUUGGCAGCUUAAAGGAGAAAUAACAGGACAAAAACGACCUGAAAAUAGUCUUUUAGAGGAAACUGUAUUCUUUGACCAUGCUGUCCGAAUGGCUCCUGUGAUCACAGAAGAAACCACGCUUCAGCUUGAAGAUAUCAUCAAACAGAGGAUAAAAGAUCAGGCAUGGGAUGAUGUAGUGCGUAAAGAAAAACCAAAAGAGGAGGCCUUUGAAUACAAGAAGCGUCUCACUUUGGAUCACGAAAAGAGCAAAUUGAGUCUUGCUGAAAUCUAUGAACAAGAGUACUUGAAAUUUAAUCAGCAAAAGGUUGAAGAGGAGGAAGAUCCCGAACAUAUAGAAAUUCAGAAAAUGAUGGACUCUCUGUUUGUACAGCUGGAUGCUCUUUCCAAUUUCCACUUCACACCCAAGCCACCUGCGCCAGAGAUUAAAAUUGUCUCAAACCUUCCUGCUAUAAGUAUGGAGGAAGUAGCACCAGUUGCUGUUAGUGAUGCAGCUCUCCUAGCUCCAGAGGAGAUCAAGGAAAAGAACAAAGCGGGAGAUGUAAAAACAGAUUCAGAAAAAACCUCCACAGACAAAAAACGAGAACGAAGAAAGAAGAAGCUUCGUAAACGUAUGAAGCUAAAGGAGAAGGAGAAACGGCAGAAAAUCCUAGAAAAGACUAAACCAGAGCAAAACAAACUCAACAAAAAAGCUGCUGCAACAAAAUUAAAAAAGCUAACCAAAGAAGGCAAAGCAAGUUUGCUAAAAGAUGAAGGUAAAGACAAGGCCUUGAAAUCAUCCCAAGCUUUCUUUUCCCAAUUACAAGAUCAAGUCAAAGUGCAAAUCAAAGAUGCAAAGAAAAUACAGAAAAAACAGAAGCAGCAGCAGGAAAUCUCUGCUCAUAAACUUAAAUUAUAAUAUAUUUUAUACAUGCAUCUUGUAUAUAAUAAAACAUUUCAUUUUUUUAACAUUGUGUUUUGAAUAGUUCAUAUAGUAUAUAGAACAUUAAAAUAUUCUAUAAACACUAUAGUGUUCUUCCUGGUGGUGAAAAUGUGAUAACCUGUUUAGUGCUUCUUAAGGCUUUUUGUUGUUACCCCUCUCUACUCUGGAAUUCAGGGCUCAUCCUCCAAAAGAAAAGCUAUGGGCAAUAAGUAAAAAGAUAUGUAUUGUGAUUUA